Messenger RNA from Amoebophrya sp. A25, 4698 nucleotides. The record is from the annotation of a GenBank genome assembly. NCBI's taxonomy places the organism in Eukaryota, Dinophyceae, Syndiniales, Amoebophryaceae.
GCAGGCGCUGGGGCACCGGAAGGACAGAAUCCAUGAUGGCGGUUUUCCAAUUAGGUUUUUCCACUUUACGAAUGUAGUAGAAGUUGUGACAAACAUGAUUAUUGAUGAGGAAUUCUGUACAGAGCAAAGACAGUGAAGAGGAAAGAGCAACGAAAUAUUCCACACACAAAGUGAAUUAUAUGCAGUACAAACUCCGCCAUGUGAAUGUCGAAACUAUGAAUACUUCAAAUUAAUAAUGAUUUUGUUUGAAGAGGCUUACCUCAUUAUUGUACGUGUACGUACAGAGGGAUUCAAAAUAGCUGAAGUACAUGCAAAAAAGGUCUACGAAAAAAAGUCAAAAAUAAUCAGACAGAAAAACAAAACGAACUGUACGAGAAGAGAAAACGUUGUAAAAAACUUCUUGUAGUCGAGCGGAAGCAAUAAAUAAGGCAGAGUAUUGAUAGCGGCACAGAUACUCAAGUUUCAACUAAAACGUUUUUUCUAAGUUUUAUCUUCAUCACAACGAGCCAACAUCGCCAUGACCGGCGGCGGAGGUUCGCCCAAGCAUGGGUCCUCUUCCAGCAGAAACGCAGGGACGUUAAGGCUGGGAUUUCGAGAUACGUAUGUGUAUGUAGUGGCCUUUUGUUCCCCAUCAUGAGGCUGGAGAAUGUGUAGUGGCUACUAGCUUAACACCUCUACCUACAAUGCCACCGGACGGCACCCCGCGCUCACUCCUAUACCUGUCUCUGAGGACGACUCUGCUUUUGCUUUUAGGCCCUUACUUCCCCACUUCUAUAAUUAUAGCCUCAUUCUUCUACCCUUUCUAAGAACCACCCAGCUUUUGCCUUCAGGGCAUCUUCAGAGCGGAGGUGGAUCGCCUUCGUCAGGCAGUCCCGGAAAGAAAAGGACGCAAAUAGCCUAUGACCUGAGUCUCAAGCAGGGAGAUCACUCCACUGUAUUUGCGGCUGGAACAAAAGAGAGCUAUAAAGGCGAAUGGCUCGACAAUAGAAAGCACGGCUAUGGAGUGCAGACAUUUAAAGAUGGUAUUUUUUACCCCUUGAGUGUCGGAGUUGCAGGUAACUAGUUGUGCUUUUUACUCUUUGAAAGCUGGUGCUCUAAAAGUGUAUGGCUAUUAAUGCUAGUACUGAUGGAGUUCUUUUUUUCUUGUGAUUAUGUUGGUCCAUAAUUAAUCAAUGUGAUUUUCACUACUAGUACCAGCAUUACUUUGUUUUCUGUCGAGCUCUUUUGCAAACAUGAGAAUAACAGUCUCUUUUCUGAGGUUUGUCAAAGUAUGAGGGACAGUUUUACAACAACAAGCGAGAAGGCGAGGGUGUAUAUUGGGUUGCGGACGCCUCAAGGCCAAACAAGAUGAGGAAAGAGUACAUUGGAGUAUGGAAAGGAGACAAACGGCAUGGGACAGGUAAUAUUGGGACACGACUCAGAUUUGUCGUCUUUUUGGGUACGGCGUGUUGACGCGAUAAUCAUUUUUCAUCUUCAUCUUUCACUCAGUGCGUGGUUCGUACUUUCUAGGUAGGAUCUUUCCAGUAUUUUUGCUACAUCAUUAAAUUGAAACUCUGCGUCCGGAAGUAUAUCAAGUACAAGAGAUCGAUGACUCUUCCACCGUUACCUCGUGGUUAGGUACCGCGUAUUACGCGCACAAAGAGCACUAUACAGGGCAGUGGUGUCUUGACAUGAGGCAUGGGCAAGGGCAGAUGAGUUUUCGGGAUGGUGCAAUUUAUAUCGGCGAUUGGCAUGAAGACGUCAGGACUGGAUACGGUAUUCAGUUUUGUAAAGAUAAUUGGCAUGAAAGUGAUAGCAGCACUGGAUGCUGUAGAAGAAUAUCCGAACUAGCAGUACUAGAUUGAAUGAAAGUACAUCUGGUUAGUAUAAAAUGCUGCUUUUAGAAUCGUGUUGAUCCCUUUUCUUUACCAUCUUCAAAUAAUGGCGCUUCGAAUACGAUGGUGAGGAAGCAUCGUCAGGUGUCCUCACGAAAGCUAACGGUGAUGUUUUUGAAGGAUACUGGGUGAAAGAUUCGAGAGAAGGAGCAGGGAGCUUCUUCUACAAAUCAACGGGAAAAGUAUUCGUUGGAGAGUGGGCUAAGGAUCAGCCAAUAGCAGGAAUAUUCCAGCAAGCAAUAAAAAAUCCAGCGGAACCAGGUAUGCAUGAAAUUAUAGAGUUCUAACCUAGAAAGUGGAGGCUUGGAUGGGGACGAGAUGAAGAACUUGUCGACUUCUAGGACCAUAAAUAACGCGAGGUCCCUAUCAUAAUGACAUCAUGACAAUGAUAAGAACUACGUCGUGUUCAAUACCUCAACCUUCUCCAUUCACAUCAGGUCAACUGCCAAUAACGACCGUGUUACCAGAGAUAACGCUCGAAAAUCCAAGCGGAGUUUUAGAAGCAGCGCUUAGCACAGUACAGCUGCUGUUGGAAUUAUUAUAGCAGACUCAUGCCGAAGAUUCAAUUUGAUUUAUUUUAUAUCCUAGGGAGUGGAGACAGAGACAGGAGACUUGGAUGGGGACGAGAUGAAGAACUUGUCGACUAUUGCGUUUCUAGCUUCUCAAUUAUCAGUUAAGUACUUUCCUUCAUCCGGUGCCUUUAAGUAAGUUUCUCCUAGCUUUAGACACAAGCUCCUCAUGUAAGCCCGCACAGCCCGGCCGCAAAUCAAGAUUGACUACCUCUAUGUACUAUAUAUAAAGUUGGUUUAGGUCCAGCGACGCUUAAGGCCCUGCUGGGGGAGGUGGGUGGCUCCUCUCCCGGCUUGUAUGAGGUUCAUCGUCUAGAUUUGUUUUGUGGGUUGGUGGCUUUUUGGCAGGUCUUUGGCUUGGGUUGGCCGACCAUUGCCCUCCCUCUCCCCUUAUUUCUGCAUUACUACAUAACUCUCGUCUUCCGUCCAUCACUACAUUCUCGUCCUUGAAGAAUUACUUCACUUGAUCCUUGAUUAUUACUCUUUCGUUCCUUCUACUACCUUACACGCAUUAGUAAGCCUUCAUUUUUCUCAGUCAUCAAAUCGAUUCUACUAGGUACGGCACAGUCGGUUGAUAUAUCGCGCAGUGCAUACACCUUUAUCGAAGCUGUAUUCAGAAGUGGAGAUAGCAAAGCUUCGCGACCUCUACGCACAGACGGAACACAUAUCAAAAAAGUCAAUGUUUAUGGUCAGAAUCGCGGAGAUGGUUGUAUUUGAGAAUGAAACUUCAGACUUCAGUUGUAACCUCGACGAGUACAAGUAGUUUACUACCUUCUCUAACAUUCAACAUCUUCAGUGCCGUGCGCUUAGGAGUCUAGUACUUGUCUUCCACCACCAACGUGUCAUUGCGUUUCUUGGUUGGUAGCUAGUGAAAGAGGUAGAAGGUAUGUGCGUGCGGGUAUGUUCAGAAAUUUAGAAGUCAAUGAAUGAACAAAAAGUUUGAAUUUCUUCUAACAUCUCAGCAGUGCACGAGUGUCUUGCAAGUGCAGUAGCGCAUAUGCAGUUGACAAAAGUGACGGGAGCUCGCGUUGAUGAUCUAGUGGAGGAGUUCUUCCUGUACAAAUAUUUCGGCUCAAUCAACCCGGCAGUAUCGGGAGAGGUAAAGGGAGAGGCAAUUUCUUUGGGCUUGCAGGAGUGGAGUCUAGAAGCAUUUGCGAAGAUUGUUGCGUUGCUCGUGGAAGAAGAGGUAAGAACUAAUAACUCUGACACAGGGAGAAAGAUCAUGAUUUUUGCAGUACAACUAUUUGUUCUUAUUAAUUCCUGGUCAUCAACAUCAUGCUAUGAGGACUAACCGCAAUCAACAUCAUGCUAUUCAGAGGUUCUUGUUGUUAGUAUAAAAACUGCAAAGAGCACGUUGCGUUUUUCCUGAUCCACUUCUAGCUAUACAACCAACUCGAACUCUUAAAUUAUGACAGGCACGAGCUACUGCAGCACUUACGGCUUGACUGACGUGGCCACUCUCAGCAGGUUCUGUCAUCUUCCCUGUCGUCUUUUACGAAGAAAUAUUUGGUCACUUUUCUACAAUACAUGCUACAGCUAAUCACAGUCCAGCUUUGCUUUUACGAAUAUGAAACUCAAGAGAAAUAUAGUGAGUGUGAAACUCAAAGAACCAGAACCUACAUUAGAGAUGAGAUGAACGAGUAAAACGAUUCAGAUAGCAUAAAAACAAUAUAAUCGAGAAGUAUCGCGUCGUUUACGUCCCACGACACUGAUACAGCUCAGCUACGCUAGGGGAUUCCUUUUUUCAGUUUACGCUGUGACCACGGCCAGAGACAAAGUCAAAGUUAAACUUUCAUUCGACAAAACAAAAAUAGUGAAAUUUGAUAAGAGAGAUAGCGUCAUAUGAUUCAUAAGUUACUUGUUUUUUGGCGUUCGUAAUGCUAAAUCUAUACCUCCUGUUCCCGUCGGAAGGAGAGGGAGCAAAUCAAUCGCUUUUAUAGCCAAGAUUAAAUGACCGCCGACACUUGAAUGACGUUGCCACUUUUGUGUCCGCAAGGACGGGAGACAUAUUGCUCGCACGGAAAGAGGGAAAGGUGUUGCUAUCACGCAAAAGCACACACGACUACGACAUAAGACUGAUGAUUCUGAUUGAGUUAUCCCUCCAUUUGGUCAACGUCAUCAUAACAUAAAUCUUCAAGCACAUAUUUUCUGUAACACUAACACUUAUCUAUCAAUCUAUUGUCUGAUUCAUUCUAUAUUCAAAUUCAGUUGUACAUCAACAUUGAAAAUGAAUCAGGAAUUGUACUAGAAAAAGA